CACAAUUGGGAACAUCUCUAAUUCAGAGGCGAUAUUGUCUUCGACACAUUCAAAGUAAUUUUAUGUCCCAAUUUCGAAGCAAGAAUCUAAAAAAAUUGUGUUGACGUGCGGGAAGUACCCCCAUUCUAAAUGAAUUCACUAAUUACAUGCAACAAAUUCGGGGUGCUAAUGAAAUAGCAUUCAACUAUCUUGAUGCCAUUCCUAAAGAGAAGUGGGCACUUUGUUUUGAUUGUGGGUGUUGUUAUGGAAUUUUGACGACCAAUCUAUCUGAAAGUUUUAACCAUGCCCUGAAAGGAUGUAGAACGCUUCCAAUUACAGCGCUUGUGAGAGCAACUUUUGAUAAAUCCGUUCAGCUCUUUGCAGAACGACGUAAUGCUGCUAUGAUGUGGAAUCAAAGUGGAUAUCAGUUUCCGGAAAAAAUUCGGAAGCAGAUUAUGGAUCGAUGGCAACAAAGGCAUCACACUGUUGUAAUCCCGCACAAUCAUCAUAAUGGAGUUUUCUUAGUUGCCAUAGAAAAUGCAACUCCGGUUACGAUAGACUUUUCAAGGCGCGACUGUGAUUGCGGGUGGUGGAGGAUGAACUGGAUGCCAUGCAGCCACGUCCAUGUUGUGUGUCACUUCCUCAACCGCCCUGUCGAUCAACUUAUUCCGGAGGUUUAUAAACUGAGCUCUUACAUUAAUGCACAUGCGGGUGAUAUUAUGCCUCUACCAAAUGUGAAUGAGUGGCCGGAUAUUGGGAUCCAUCUUUUACCGCCAAAAUAUUUAUCACGAACUUCUCGAGUGGGGCGUCGUCAAGAAACAAGGUUUCAAAAUGAGAUGAAUACGCGUCCAAGCAGAAGAAGAGGACAAUAACGAUUUCAUG
This is a messenger RNA of Cuscuta europaea, 861 nucleotides long. The record is from the annotation of a GenBank genome assembly. Lineage: Eukaryota; Viridiplantae; Streptophyta; Magnoliopsida; Solanales; Convolvulaceae.